This is a messenger RNA of Cryptomeria japonica (Japanese cedar), 1991 nucleotides long. RefSeq names its product vegetative cell wall protein gp1. Bases 247 to 1308 code for a protein of 353 amino acids. NCBI's taxonomy places the organism in Eukaryota, Viridiplantae, Streptophyta, Pinopsida, Cupressales, Cupressaceae. The transcript is spliced from 2 exons. The record is from RefSeq and is a predicted model, not a curated record.
GCUUUGGACAUCUCAGUGGGUCAUAAAGCUUUGCUUUUUCGAAGAAAUAGCAUAAUUUUUUGUCCUUCCAUUGUUUGGCAGAACAAACCCGUUAGCAUACAUGGGCUUUUCAUGGUUAUUCGCAGAAGCUUUGGCACAAAAUGAGCAGAUAAUCAGACGAUGUGAUAAGCCUCUGCCAGCUGCCAGGGUCGUUAAAUAGAGGAAAAUUUCUUUCAUUCUGCUAAGAACUCUUCUUCAGCUGCCACCAUGGGCUCCAAGAUAUAUGGUGCUGUAUUGGUAUUGUUGGCCAUAAUCACACGUUUUGCCGCUGCUGGUGCACUUGAUGGUGAUGGGUAUUUGUUGUCUGUCAUAAUUGUGGGCAAUGUAUUCUGUGAUACAUGUUAUAAGCAAAACUUCUCCAAAAACAGCUACUUCAUAUCAGGUGCUUCAGUUGCAGUGGAAUGCAGAAACAAUAAGCAGACACCUGAUUUUCGGAUUGAAGCAAAGACAAAUGAUCAUGGACAAUUCAAGGUGGAGCUUCCUCCAUCCAUCUUCCAUUCAGAUAAACAACUCAAGAGAUGCUCUGCAACUUUGCUCCAAAACGAAGAGCAAAAAGGCCCUUGCAAACUAGUAUCCAUAGCCAACUCCUCCUCAUUCACUUUGAAGUCAAAGCAGGGCAGUAUCCACACAUAUUCUGCAGGUUUCUUCACCUACAGACCUCAAUCUCCACCUCCCUUUUGCUCCCAAGAUGCUGCUAAUAACCCUAAAUCUGACCUAAAGGCUCCAUUACAAUCCUCUAAGACAUUUGGGUUUCCACCAUUCUUUUCUUUUCCACCAUUCCCUCGCUCUCCAUCUCCUCCUUCCCUGCCACCGGUGCGUCGAACUCCCCCAGUAUCCGCAUUCACCUUCCCUCCAUUCUCAUUUCAAUUCCCAACACCACCAAAUGCUCCUCUCUUUAAUUUCCCUCCAAACCCAUUUUUCUCACCUCCGCCUCAGAACCCAUUCUUCCCGCCACUGCCUCAAAACCCAUUCUUUUCAUCUCCUCCAUUCAAUAUCCCUGGAUUUCCAUUUCCUUCCCCUCAAUUCAAUAUUCCCGGACUCCCAUUUUUUCCUCCUCCACUCAAUAUCCCUGGACUUCCAUUUCCUUUCCCUUUCCCAACAACACCACCCCUUCACAUUCCCAAGCCACUUGAGACCCCAUCUCUGGAUCCAUUACCUUCCAUUCCACUUGAACCAACAACACCACCCCUACACAUUCCCAAGCCACUUGAGACCCCAUCUCUGGAUCUUGAAAAAACACCUACUCUUGUUCCUUCACCUCCAAUAUAAACACCACCUCUCUUUCAUUCACCUCCUCUACCUCCAAUUGAAUCACAACCUCUCUUUCCUCUUCUGACUUCAAUCUAACCAUCACCAUUAAUACUUCCUGUCCAACAUUUUUGAAUUGGCUAUGCAGUCAUAUAAAUAAUAUAUAAAAGGCACAUCUUCCAAUAUAAACACCACCUCUUUUUCAUUCAUCUCCUCUACCUCCAAUCAAACCACCAACUUUCUUCCCUCUGCCUCCAAUCCAACCACCAUUAAUGUCUCCUGUCCAACGUUUCUGAAUUGCCUAUACAGUCAUAUAAAUAGUCGUCAGAUAUAUAAGAAACACAUCUUCCAUGUACUUAUAUAUAUAUGACGAUUUAUAUGACUGCAUUACAUCUUCCCAAUACUCAUACUCAGGUGCCCUCAUACUCAAGAGAUCUUCAAUAAUCUUGAAUCUUUAAGCACUCAACAUAUGCAUCAUAUGGUCAACACUCUCAGCUUUUUCUGGUGGCAUGGAAAGAGUUGGACAUAUAAACAGGAAAAAUCUGAGGCAUAAUGAUUGGUUUCAAUAAAUAAUUAAGUUGGGCUCAUAAGCAAUGAGUUGGCUCAGCAUCUAACCUGUGAAGGAAUUUUAAAUGUACUUGUUGGUAUUAGUGGCAACUGUUUUUGAAAUAAAAUAUGAUUUAUGGCACUUAGGAAUUAUUAAA